GCCAAUUUUUUGAAUUUUUGAAAUGGCGCAGCUUUCAAUGAAAGCAGUGGAAGAGCUCUAUAGCAACUUAAUCAUACUGCAGUUUUGGAAGGAUAAGCCUCAGACUUCUUUGAUAGAAUAUGUUGACUGCUGUAGGAGAGAAGUGAGAAAAGAUAAGAGUGCUCUCUUUUUAGAAAUAUUACAGUUUCUUAUACGAUUAAAUGCGAAUUCGAAGGAGUUGAGAUCCAAAGGGCUAACUAGACUUCCUUGUUCGCCAAUAGAGCACAGAGAAUUCAUUCAAAAUACUCUUGAAUUUUUUUCGACGACAUUUCCAGAGUUGCAUCUUUCAAAGUCCAGCUUUACUGGAAAUAAAUUUUUAGAAACUCUUCGAGUCAUUUCCAUUAGGACACUAGCCAAUCUUUGCAAACAGCGAGAUGUAUGUUUUGAACAUGCUGGUAGCAAAUACAACGAAGAAAUUCGCUUACGAUCAUUGAAGCUUCUCAUUGCCAAUGAAGUGAGAAAACAUCAGUUGUUGAAAACGGCUUCCCAGCAAAGAAGAAAACAACUUUUAAAGUUAAUGCGGAAUAUCCGCGAAUAUCUUGAAUCCAUAAUUGUUCAGUAUGAUAACAUGAAGGCUAGUGAUGGAAUGUGUUCUGAACUGGAAUUUUUUGUAAGAGAGAAUGAACAAGUAGUGCAUCUUAUGUUGACCUGGAUCGCGAAGCUUACAGAGACACUUUCUAAUGUCUCGACAUCCCAUUGCACAUUUCUUGACUCGCCCUUGCCAUUGAAAUCUGCAAACCUCAAGCGUUAUCAGACAUGGGUUGAUAGGAACGUUUUUCGUUUGAUAUCAUGUGGAGAGGAGAUUGCCCAAGACACGUUCUCGGAAAGUGCGUCGAUCUCUCCAAGGGAUCAAGAAGCAAGUGCUAUAGAGAGUGCAAUUUAUAAUUUUAUACGAAAGACAGAGUCUAUUUUGUCUGAAUCUUCUUAACAAUGAUAUGAAAUACCAAGCGUAAGAAUUUGAUGCUCGUAUAGAAUACCAAUGUCGCUAUAUCAGAUUAGUCAAGUAUACAAAUAGUUCAAUGUCGCCUCCUUUAUUUAAAACAUUGUGUUAGCAAUCAGACAUGCCAAAGUCUGCAAACACGUAGUUAGA
Molecule: messenger RNA, 1129 nt
Organism: Galdieria sulphuraria
Lineage: Eukaryota; Rhodophyta; Bangiophyceae; Galdieriales; Galdieriaceae
Exons: 3
Coding region: 23-967 (314 amino acids)
Source: RefSeq, a predicted model, not a curated record